Tigriopus californicus is the source of this 2521-nucleotide messenger RNA. Its product is annotated as sodium/glucose cotransporter 1-like. The coding region runs from base 399 to 2426 and encodes 675 amino acids. Gene Ontology annotation, molecular function: D-glucose:sodium symporter activity. The record is from RefSeq and is a predicted model, not a curated record. The transcript is spliced from 11 exons. NCBI's taxonomy places the organism in Eukaryota, Metazoa, Arthropoda, Copepoda, Harpacticoida, Harpacticidae. Gene Ontology annotation, cellular component: plasma membrane. Gene Ontology annotation, biological process: transmembrane transport.
ACAAAACUUAACUUACAUGUUGCAAAGGAUUCCUUUUAUCGCACCAUUCGUAAAACUCCAGGAAUCAUGAGGAUAUCCCAAGUUUCCUCUUCGUUGGCGAAUGAAGGUUUCUCGUCUCCCGUGUGAUUUGUGAAUCGUGCUUGGACAAGACUUGGGUCUGUUUAUUGUGAUAAUUUAAAGAGGUCCUGCACCGACCUGGUGUCACUCAGGGAGUCAGCUUUAGAAUAAAAGUGCGUUUUCGAGACAUUGUCCUCUCAGGAGGAUCAGUAUUGGGAGGGUUGAUAAGUGAAUUGAGACCAUUGAUCAGGUUGGAGGACACAUGAGCAACAUCAAUAACAACAACACCACCAACAACAACAGCAACAUUCUGCUUCUGCCCUUCCCCUGAGAGCAUCAUCAUGGCCGACAAUACGGACAAUGAGAACACGUUCCAAGGCUUGGAGAUCUUAGAUUACAUCGUAAUCGUGGCAUACUUUCUCUUCGUCCUGGGAGUGGGAUUAUUUGUCUCGUACCGAAGUAAUCGAUCAUCGCUCUCGGGAUAUUUCUUGUCUUCCAGGAGCAUGCAUUUCAUACCGGUUGGAGCCUCUUUGUUUGCCAGUAACAUUGGAUCCGGUCACUUCAUUGGUUUGGCCGGUUCUGGCGCGGCAUCCGGAAUUGGAGUGGCGGCCUUUGAAUUCACGGCCAUUUACUUCUUGAUGAUGCUGGGUUGGUUGUUUGUUCCGGUUUACAUGGCUUCUGGAGUGUAUACAAUGCCCGAAUACUUAAAGAAGCGCUUUGGUGGUGAGAGGAUCCGAAUAUAUCUCUCAGUGCUAGCUCUUUUAUUGUACAUCUUUACUAAGAUUUCUGCUGACCUGUUUGCUGGUGCUCUGUUCAUCACUCAAGCCACACAAAUCGAAGGAGAUUAUGCCAUCUACAUAUCAAUCUUAAUCUUAUUGGCCAUUGCAUGUCUUUUUACGAUCGCCGGGGGGCUCUCUGCUGUGAUCUGGACAGAUUUUGUUCAGACUGUUUUAAUGAUUAUUGGCGCUUUCAUCCUCUGUGGAAUUGGGUUCCAAGAAACUGGUGGCUAUAACCAAAUGGUGGAAAGCUUCUUCAAAGCGGUGGCCCAAAACCGAUCACAUUCCGACCCCAACGACUCUUCCAGUGAGCUUUGUGGUGGCGUGCCCGACAACGCUAUGCACCUAGUUCGGGGCGUGGACACCGACCUUCCUUGGACCGGCAUGCUCUUCGGUCUGGCCAUCAACUCGAUUUGGUAUUGGUGUUCGGACCAAGUCAUCGUACAAAGGUCAUUAGCCAGUAAAGAUAUGAUUCACGCCAAGGCGGGGACCAUCCUGGCUGGAUACCUGAAGCUUUUGCCCUUGUGGAUCAUGGUGUUUCCCGGGAUGGCCGCCAGGGUACUUUUCCCUAAUUCUGUGGCAUGUGCCUCCCCAGACGCUUGCUUCGACGUCUGCAAGUCAAGAGCUGGCUGCACAAACAUCGCCUUUAUCAAACUGGUGAACGAGAGAAUGCCCAUGGGACUACGUGGGCUAAUGCUAGCGGUCAUGAUGGCUGCCCUCAUGUCCAGCUUAACCUCGAUUUUCAACUCGUCCUCGACCAUUUUCACCAUGGACAUCUACACAAGAUUCAGGAAAAAAGCCUCCGAAUUCGAGCUUCUCAUGGCCGGACGAGUUUUCGUCCUGGUCUUGGUGGUGAUCAGCAUCAUUUGGAUCCCGAUCAUCAACGCUUCUCAGGGAUCCCAAUUGUUCGUGUACAUUCAAUCCAUUACCAGCUAUCUGGCCCCUCCUAUUUGCGCGAUAUAUCUCCUGGCCAUGUUCUGGCCCAGAUGCAAUGAACCCGGGGCCUUUGCCGGUCUCAUGGUGGGGCUGAUUGUGGGCCUGAUCCGGUUUGGGCUUGAAUUUGGCUACGCCAUUCCUCCUUGUGGGUCAGGUGAGGCCAAGCCACCUCAAUGGUGGUACGAUAUCAUCUUUAGCAUCCACUAUCUGCAUUUCGGCAUCAUCUUGUGGGGAAUCACGGGCAUUGUCACCAUUGUCGUGACGUUAUUGACGGAUCCCAUCCCCGAGAAGCAUUUGUACCGACUCACGUUUUGGAGUCGACAUUCGGACAAGGUUCGAAUUGAUUUGGACUCUGAGGAGGUUGAGCCUCCCGCUCAAGAGCAGGAAGAUGUUCAGUCACUAAAGGCCUUAACAUCCCACGUUGAAGAUGUUAGUUUCGUACGGAAAUGUGUGAACUUCCUUUGUGGCAUUGAUAACAAAGAUAAGUCAGAGGAACCCCAAGAGGACCAAAUGGCUAUCGCUGAGUUGACGCCCGAACAGAAGGCAACAGAAGCAGCCUUGUUUCUGAAAGAAGAACCAUUUUGGAAGAGGAUUGUGAAUUUGAACGCGGUCCUCAUCAUGGCCAUAACUGCUUUCAUCAUCGGAUUCUAUGCCUGAUUUUCAUCGUCGAAUGGGUUCAUAUCAUAUCAAAGAAUACACUUCCAAAUGCAAUAGAGUAAUCAAAAUAAAAGCAAUAAUAAUUGAUGGUCGAA